AUGGAGGAGGAGGCGGCGGUGGCGGCCGCCGCUGCUGCUGCUGCUGCCGCCUCCGGAGGACGGGGAGCGGGAGGCGAGCCCGGGGGCUGCUGCGGGUGCAAAGGGGUCCGCGGCUGCCUGCUCUGCGAGGCCGCUCCGCCCCCGCAGAUAAGUGCAAAUUUUGUGUACUGUCCACUGACUGGCUUUGCUGUGGGAGAAAAGCAAUCAGAAUUUGCAGGCUGGGCCUUUCCGUUUCCAGGAGUCUUUUUACUGGAAGGGUUUAUAAGUGCAGAUGAAGAAUGCAAGAUGGUUGAGCUGAUGGACUGCAGUGCUUGGAAGCCAUCACAGUCUGGCCGAAGAAAACAGGACUAUGGCCCCAAAGUGAAUUUCAAGAAGCGCAAGUUGAAAGCAGGCGGUUUUGCUGGCUUGCCCAGCUUCAGCCAGGAGAUUGUGACUCGAAUGAGAAGCCAUUCUGUGCUCAAGGACUUCUCUCCAGUCGAGCAGUGCAACUUGGACUAUGGCCCCGAGAGAGGGGCUGCUAUUGACCCCCAUUGGGAUGACUGGUGGCUUUGGGGGGAACGCCUGGUUAGCUUAAACUUGCUUUCAGCAACUGUGCUCUCCAUGUCUUGCGACUCAGAGGAUCAUAUCCAGUUAUUUCCAGCCUUCCUUCAAGACAGCAAGCAGGUACACAGCUCUUUGACCCAUGCUGUUUCUCAGGAGCAUUGGCCUAAAGAAUCUACUUCUUCAGGAGGACUCAGAAGCACCACAAAGUGGGGAACUGACCCUUCUCCCCCCACAAGGUCAGUUUCGUCUAAAGAGGUUGUCGUCGCCAUUCACUUACCUCAGAGGUCCCUAGUGGUUCUGUAUGGACCGGCUCGCUAUAGAUGGAAACAUGCCAUUUAUCGCCAUCAUAUUAAAAGCCGCCGUAUCUGCAUCACCUUCAGAGAAUUGUCUGCAGAGUUCAGUCUUGGAGGAGAACAGGAAGAAUUGGGUCAAAAGCUCCUAAAAACAGCUCUGACAUACCAGGGAAUACCUGUUUAGGCAUCCAUGUGGAGGAACUGAAACUCUUUAACUUGUUUGGAUCCCCGGAAAUUAAACUUCAAGGCCUUUCAUAAA
Molecule: messenger RNA, 1095 nt
Organism: Podarcis raffonei (Aeolian wall lizard)
Lineage: Eukaryota; Metazoa; Chordata; Lepidosauria; Squamata; Lacertidae
Gene: ALKBH4
Product: alkB homolog 4, lysine demethylase
Exons: 3
Coding region: 1-1020 (339 amino acids)
Biological process (GO): protein demethylation; actomyosin structure organization; oxidative demethylation
Cellular component (GO): midbody; contractile ring
Molecular function (GO): oxidoreductase activity; demethylase activity; actin binding
Source: RefSeq, a predicted model, not a curated record